AUGGUCGAAGCUAAUAACAAUACUGAAUUGAUUCAUCGAAAAUUAUUGCAAAACAAGCCUUUAGCUGAUACUUCGAAUCACGACCCUUUGGGUCUACAAGAGGAUGGUGAUAAAAUCACAUCGCUAAUAGAAUCAAUGAAAAAAAUAUCUAUAUCAGUUAAUGGUAGGGAUACAGAAGUG
This is a messenger RNA of Diversispora eburnea, 180 nucleotides long. The record is from the annotation of a GenBank genome assembly. Lineage: Eukaryota; Fungi; Glomeromycota; Glomeromycetes; Diversisporales; Diversisporaceae.